GAAAGGUCGCAAAGUUCUUGUUGACCAGCAUUCAAAUGUUGCCAUAAUAUUCAUAACAUUAGUCUCGUUAUAAUCAUCGGGAGAAGAUGAACAGGGUAGCACUUUUACUUUCGUUUGCAGUGUUCAGCUGCUCGGUGCUCGCAUCCCCCGAGGGAUCGGAUUACAGGAAGUAUCUGCGAACCCGCCCCACACAGCAUCCAAGCGAAGUUCAUGUCGAGGAGGUACUGGAGGUGUUCAAGACCAAGAACCGACCACCUGCGUAUGGUGUCUACAACAUAAAUGUUAACUGGUUUCUGGCCAAUGAGAGGUUAAUGAGGGAUAAAAGCAUGAAAACGACGACUUCAACCACUGCCAGGCCAAGUACAUGGCAAACGAUCGCAGCUGUUGAUGCGCGGAGUACUUAUCCCACCCCAACCAGAGACAACGUGAACCCGGACUAUACCAAUCCAUUCAGCCCGAGCGUCUCGGUGACAAAGUAUCCAGCCUCUGUGACGACGCCGACGAUUAUAAUCCAGGAAGGUACGCAAAAGGCUCGAAGGAUGCAAUGGCAGACUAGUGAAGCUGUUACGGAUAUGCCAGAGUCGACGACGGAAGAGGACGAUGCCUAUCAGUACUCAAAUGAGGAUUAUUUCGAGGAGUAGAGAGUGCUGGUGACGCUUCUGUUCAGUGUGCGAUUGUAGGAGAGUAUGUGUCGUAUUUCUUGAUUAAACUUUAAUUUCAUGGAGAACACAUAAGCAAACUUCUCACAUACGAUGCAAAAGUGAACAAUAUCGAACGAACUCAAUGGAGAAUUUUGGAAAAAUUCAAGGUAUAGCACUUAAGUUGUAUACGUGAGUGAAAGUGAAAGUAUACAUAAAGUAGGGAAUAAGUAAUACAUAUGUUCUAGUGAGACUUAGAUUACCGAAUUAUUGGAACAUAAUAAAUAACAAAAUAAACGAUUCCAUAAAGAUUUGAUA
Toxorhynchites rutilus septentrionalis is the source of this 956-nucleotide messenger RNA. RefSeq lists its product as uncharacterized. Lineage: Eukaryota; Metazoa; Arthropoda; Insecta; Diptera; Culicidae. Bases 87 to 641 code for a protein of 184 amino acids. The transcript has a single exon. The record is from RefSeq and is a predicted model, not a curated record.